Molecule: messenger RNA, 978 nt
Organism: Hipposideros armiger (great roundleaf bat)
Lineage: Eukaryota; Metazoa; Chordata; Mammalia; Chiroptera; Hipposideridae
Product: translation initiation factor IF-2
Exons: 2
Coding region: 1-816 (271 amino acids)
Source: RefSeq, a predicted model, not a curated record
AUGAGGCCCAUGAUCGAGAGCGGCGGGCUGCUGGGCGGUGGCCGGGGUGCGCCCCGCGCCCAGCCCCAGGCCCCGGGCGCCAGCGGCAGUAGGAGCGGCAGCAGCAGCAGCAGCAGCAGGCGCAACGGCCGCGGCGGCAGCGGCGCCCGUGACGGAUCAAUCACGCCGAGAAGGGGUGGGAGCCAGCUGAGUGCGGGAGGCGGGGAGCGAGCGAGCAAACGCCGAGAGGGGGGCCGGCGUCUCCGCGCGCGCCUCUCUCCCGCACAGCCGCGCCGAACCGGGCCGCCUCCGUCCGCCCCCGUGCGCGCUCUGAGCCGCUCUCCCGCCGGGAGCAGCUCGGCUGCAGCCCCUGGAGCCCGGCCGGGGGAGGGAGGGCGGCAGGAAACGCGGGAGGCGAAGGCGAGGCUGCUCAGCGGCGGCUCGGGCCGCCUCCGGGGACGGGGACGGGCCGUGCGCGUCGGGGGAGGGGGAGGCGCUGCGGCGGCAGCGGGGAGGGCCGCCUUCCCAGCACACGCACACACGCGCCCCUGGCCCUCCGCGGCGCGGGCUGCCGCUGCCGGCGAAGCGCUGGGAACCAGAGCGCCCACGGACAGCGAUCGGGAAACGAGGAGUGGCAGCCGCCGCUUCGCCGAGCGCAUCCGGCAGCUCCUGCGCUGUGAUUUGGGACUGCUUCUCCGAGGUCCAGCUGGGAAGGUCUGGGCGGCGAGCGCGCCACGGAGUCGUCCUAGAGGCACCUGCAGCCUACACUCUCCAGCUCUGCGCGGGUGCCUGGGGGUCCAGCCCGAAGGGGCGGCCGAAGACUCUGCGGGCGCUUGAACACCCCCUUGGUGCUCGGGUGUCCCACUGGCCCUUAGGGCUUUGGAUGAGGGCCCCUCGCUUCCCCACCAGACGGAGCAGCUGUGCUUUGCCAAACCCGAGCAAGGCUGGAGUGCUCACCUUGCGUGUGCUACCGCCCCCUCCAGGCAUUUGACCUCUCCA